AUGCGGAUCAAGCCCGAGGUUACGGAUUCUGACGUUGUUCCAGCUAGUAUCGACCUGGAUGAGUGCAUCGCACGGCUUUAUCGCAAAGAGCUGCUUGCUGAGUCGGUUAUCGAGGCCGUCUGCGCCAAGACGAAAGAGCUGUUGAUGAAGGAGAGCAAUGUGGUCCAUAUCAAGGCGCCAGUCACUGUUGUGGGGGACAUCCACGGCCAGUUCUUCGAUUUGCUAGAGAUCUUCCGGAUUGGCGGAUUCUGCCCCGACACAAAUUAUCUUUUUCUCGGAGACUAUGUGGACCGUGGGCUAUUCAGCGUUGAAACGAUCUCCCUUCUCGUCUGCCUCAAGCUCCGAUAUCCACACCGAGUUCACCUUAUACGUGGCAACCACGAAUCUCGGGGCGUCACCCAGUCCUACGGCUUCUAUACAGAGUGUGCACGCAAGUAUGGCAAUGCGAAUGUGUGGCAUUACUUUACAGAUAUGUUCGAUUACCUGACGCUGAGCGUGGUGAUUAACGACGAGAUCUUCUGCGUGCACGGUGGACUUUCUCCCUCUAUCCACUCCAUCGACCAGAUCAAAAUCAUUGACCGAUUCCGCGAGAUCCCUCACGAGGGCCCCAUGGCCGACCUGGUUUGGUCCGAUCCGGACCCUGACCGUGAUGAAUUCUCCUUAUCUCCUCGCGGAGCCGGUUACACAUUUGGGGCACAGGUUGUUCGGAAGUUUUUGGAGGUGAACAACAUGUCGCACAUCCUGCGUGCCCACCAGCUGUGUAACGAAGGUUACCAGGUUCUUUUUGACGAUCGUCUGAGUACGGUCUGGAGCGCGCCUAACUACUGCUACCGCUGUGGCAACCUGGCUAGUGUGCUCGAGGUGGGCGAUAACAUGGAACGCUUCUUUAACAUCUUUGACGCUGCCCCUGAGAACGACAUUCACCGCAGCGAGCAGCAGGCACAGCAGAGCAGGGAUACCCAGCCAGUGAUUGACUAUUUCUUGUGA
Messenger RNA from Penicillium canariense, 987 nucleotides. Its product is annotated as serine/threonine-protein phosphatase. The transcript is spliced from 2 exons. The coding region runs from base 1 to 987 and encodes 328 amino acids. The record is from RefSeq and is a predicted model, not a curated record. NCBI's taxonomy places the organism in Eukaryota, Fungi, Ascomycota, Eurotiomycetes, Eurotiales, Aspergillaceae. Gene Ontology annotation, molecular function: protein serine/threonine phosphatase activity. Gene Ontology annotation, biological process: peptidyl-serine dephosphorylation. Gene Ontology annotation, cellular component: FAR/SIP/STRIPAK complex.